UAGGGGGCAGUACACGCAUAUUGAGUAGUAAAAUCAGUGGGGAAGUAACUAGAUGGAUUGUUGAUAAGGCUCGGCCUGUUUGAAGAAACAAUAAACCUGAUGUAAUAACGUCGAAUCGUUCUCAAUUACACAGUCAAUACAAUGAUUCUAACUGUAAAACCACUUCAAGGAAAGGAGUGCAACGUACAGGUCACAGAAGAUGAAAAAGUAUCCACUGUGAAAGAACUGGUGUCUGAACGUCUGAAUAUACCUGCAAAUCAGCAGCGAUUGCUUUACAAAGGGAAAGCCCUUGCAGAUGAACAUAGAUUGAGUGAUUAUUCCAUUGGGCCAGAGGCCAAGUUAAAUUUGGUGGUUCGUCCAGCGGGGGAGAGGAGUGGAGUGGCUGGGAUGGCUAGCAGUAGCUGUGCUGUCGGUGGGGUGUGGCAGACUCUGUCCACUGUCCUGGCGAAGCAUUACAGCCCUGCAGAUGCAGCUAAAGUGCAAGAACAGCUUGUCAAGGAUUAUGAACGUUCACUUCGGCAACUCAGCCUGGAUGACAUUGAACGCCUGGCUGGGCGACUGCUUCACCCAGAGAGUGAGGGCAUGAACACAACAUACAUGGAUUGAGAGACUACCUGUCUGACAUGACAGUAUUCUGGCGAUUCCCAGAGGAGCAGUGGGUCAAUUUUUGAAGAGCAUGGCAGGAGAACUGCAGUGUAAAUUGACUUUUCAUGCUGAGAAUCCCGUGUCAGCCUGAUAAAGGUUUAAUUGUACAGGGAUAAAAUGAACGCUUGACUAUAGUCUU
Molecule: messenger RNA, 784 nt
Organism: Coregonus clupeaformis (lake whitefish)
Lineage: Eukaryota; Metazoa; Chordata; Actinopteri; Salmoniformes; Salmonidae
Product: ubiquitin-like protein 4A-A
Exons: 4
Coding region: 142-606 (154 amino acids)
Biological process (GO): post-translational protein targeting to endoplasmic reticulum membrane
Molecular function (GO): protein binding
Source: RefSeq, a predicted model, not a curated record